CACUCAAUUUUUUGUUCUCUAGAGACAUUAUACUUUUAACGGAUUUACACAGUUACUCCCCUUUUACAUGAAAAUACUGUCAACAUGAGGAAGGACAAGGAAUGGUCUGAUGCGUUGUUGAAGUUAGUGUCGGAUCUAAACAAUUUUAAUUAUGCAGACCCUAGCAAGGACCCAGCUCAUGCAGGCUGUGUUCCAAUCUACAUUGAUGGUCACAGAGUGGGUGUGGUGCCUGAAGAUGUUCUAGCAGAACUUACCAACUAUCCAGAUGUCUUCAGCAUUCAUAAUGAUAAUUCAAACAAAUCUGUUCAUCUAAAUGAGAAAUUAUCCACUGUGGAGGAGAGGUCAAAGGCUUUUGAGCAGGUACUUCAGGACUUGAGACAUAAAGAGAAAUUUGUAACACUGAAAGGGUGGAGAAAUGAGAAAUACAGUAUAUACUACAAGCUUGGAGAACCCCCACUUUGUCAUGUGGAGAGAGCCGGAUGUCCUCUGUUUGGUUUUAUUCAAUAUGGUGUGCAUGUGAAUGGAUAUACAUUAAAAGAUGGACAGUUGAAGAUGUGGGUAGGAAGACGAUCAAAAACCAAACAAACAUUUCCGAAUAUGCUUGAUAAUAUGUGUGCAGGAGGUUUGACGUCAGGUUUAGGUGUAACAGAAUGUACUAUCAAAGAAUGUCAGGAGGAAGGCUCUGUGGAAGAUGAAACCCUGAAAAACCUAAAAGCUGUAGGAUCCAUUAGCUACUGUUUCAAGGAUUAUAGAGGUGUAGAACCUGAGACACAGUACCUGUAUGACCUUGAAGUGUCACCGGACUUUAUACCAAAGAAUGCAGAUGGGGAGAUGCAGAACUUCCAGUUAUAUACAAUAGAAGAGUUACAAAACCUGAUUAUAGCGGGAGAGUUCAAGCCAAACUGUGCCCUUGUUAUUGUUGAUUUUCUGAUACGACAUGGAUAUGUUACACCUGAUGAUGAACCUAACUACUGCUACAUUAUACAGAGAAUGCACAUGGCCCUUGAGCCGUCUCUCUAGAAAAUGUGUGCACUUCAGGCAACAUGGUUAUAAAGUACUACAAUCAUUGUGCAGAACACUUCGAUAGUAUUCUGUGAUUUCCGAGUUGUGUAAAAAUUACAUUUGAUUUUACAAAAUAAAGCUGUAAUUUGGA
This is a messenger RNA of Mercenaria mercenaria, 1153 nucleotides long. RefSeq lists its product as uncharacterized. The record is from RefSeq and is a predicted model, not a curated record. Gene Ontology annotation, molecular function: 8-oxo-dGDP phosphatase activity. The transcript is spliced from 9 exons. The coding region runs from base 85 to 1020 and encodes 311 amino acids. NCBI's taxonomy places the organism in Eukaryota, Metazoa, Mollusca, Bivalvia, Venerida, Veneridae.